Molecule: messenger RNA, 728 nt
Organism: Lathyrus oleraceus (garden pea)
Lineage: Eukaryota; Viridiplantae; Streptophyta; Magnoliopsida; Fabales; Fabaceae
Exons: 2
Coding region: 76-501 (141 amino acids)
Source: RefSeq, a predicted model, not a curated record
CAGAUUAAAUUAAAUAAAAAAUAAGAAAUAGAUAAGUCCCAAUUGCAUUGAUAUAUUCUUCUCAGCAAGGAAAUUAUGAUUUCUCUACAACCUUAUAAAUUUUGUCUUCAAACACCAUUUUUGUGCUACCCUUCAAACGUUGGUAUAAAUCAACAUAGACAAGCACAAACGAGCCUGGUAGCACAAAAGAAGAUUAAAGUACAUAGAAGAGAAAUCAAAUGCAGUGCAGGAGAAAAGAAAAGUGAGAGGAGAACGUUUUUGACACUUGAAGAAGCUGGUUUGGUUGAGAUGUCUGGGUUGAGCACUCAUGAACGCUUUCUAUGCCGUUUAACGAUAUCUUCAUUGAAUUUACUAAAAGUGAUAUCAGAACAAGAAGGUUGUCCAAUAGAGGAGCUCAAUGCUGGAAAGGUAUGUGAUUGGUUCCUAAAAGACAGGCUCAAAAGGGAACAGAACAUUGAUUCUGCUGUUCUUCAAUGGGAUGAUUCCGACUUCCAAUUUUAAUUUGUUUCUCGUUAAAAGCUCCCUUUUUUCACUACAAAGUUAUAAUUGACUUGCAGCUUUAACUAUAUUUGAGGGGUCCUUACUGUAUUGUUGCUCAAUAUUUCCAUUUUUGUAUGUGUGGGUUAUAGGUAUGUUAUCUGUGGCUUUUUUGUUGCAAAUUGUGCAAAAUGUGGCUACAAAAUUGCUACUCCCUUGUUUAUAAUAACAAGAGAAUAAGCUUCCAUCAA